GUGCAGCCCUACCGGGUAAGUAAAAUAGAGAAUUUGGAGACUUGUUCUGGGAUGAGGCCUCGAGUCAGAAAAUAAGUUAAUAAGCAAGGAGGAGGAGGUGGAAGACGUGUUGGCACAGCACAGCGGGAAUGGAUUGCGCCGGUAAGGGGCGGGGAACUCGGUGCGUGGGUCCACCCAAAAGGCGUUGCGGUGGCUGUGGUGCUGUUGCUUAUUGCUCCGUCUCUCAUCAGAUUUCACAUUGGAUUGAUCAUAAAGAAGAGUGUCAGAGGUUAGAGCAACAAAUGAAGGGUGUAGAUGUCUUGAAUGAUUUUCCUUUCACUUUUACCCUAGAAGCUACAAUUCAGGUAAGUGAAAAGCAGCAGACGAGAUGCUUAUUCUUGAGUAAAAGGGGUAUCCAUCGAUUGGGAAUGUGGAUGUAUGAAUGCUGUUGUGGGGAAUCAGCUGCUUCCUUUGGUUAUCUAAGUUAUGCAUGUCUCUUGGCGGGCAGGCUGCGUGAUGGUUGGGAUCUUUCACGGAUUUUGUGUCCAUGUCAAGGGCCUGUCUCUCCAAUAACAAAGCGUUUGAGUAGUUGGAAGGAUUUCUAUAAUUGGAGGGGUAUCCCAUUACUGUCCCCUGUUGCCAUCCUUCUUCACUGGCCACUUACUAUCUACCAUGCUGUUCAAGUCACUAGCACAAUAAGUUUGAGUUCUGGAAACAGAAAUGGACUAUACAUACACUACCUCGGGCCUGAGAAAGAACUAACACAACUUGCUGCAUUUGGGGAAUUGCGUGCACUUUUUCCUGGUGUGCAAUUGCAUAUAGAGCUUAUUGGACCUUCAAUUCCAGAACACAGGGAGGUCAAUUGUUUUCAAGAAGACAGCCAUUAUGCAACUCUUGACGUUGCUCAAAUUCAAAGGGAUGGUGAGAAAAUAAAUAUUCUCAGUUAUGCUCCUUGUGUGGAGGCAGACUGCAUUUGCAAACCUUUGAAUGAAAAUGUUGAUACUGGUAAAUCUUCAGCGGUAUUGUUGCAGCUUCACAGAGGUUUUUAUCAUGAUCGUUUUAAAGAUAUAGCGAAGGAUUCCACUCCGGAUUUAAUUAUUGCUGCAAAUGCUGGAGUUGCUGCUUAUCCUAGUUGGUUACCUACCAUUGAGCUAAUAAAGGAGCUGAAAGUGCCAGCAAUAUUUUCUGAUUACUGUGAAGAAGCUUGUCAUCUAGCAGCUCGUUGCAUAGGCUCUGUAACUAACCGUCCUCUCACAGUUCGUAUUCAAUUAAAUCCCUUCAGGCAGCCAAUGGUUGUGGAAGAUAGUGGUUUGUUUCUUCCUUGCUACUCCAAUUGCUUCCUCUUCGGGAUGUAAGGCAGCCUACUCAGAGUUGGACAUUUGUCAGGAUACUUCAUUGCUUAUUGAGGCUAGCGGAUCUGGUUAUGGAUGCAGGUUCAGCUAAAUAUCGCGUUCCUCGCCGCCCCCAUGCUACAAAUCCGUGAACAAGUAUGACCUUUUCCUUCAUGUCGCUUUUUUUUUUUUCCUUCUCUUUUCUUUUCUUAAUUGAUUGAAACUGGAGUUUCAGGUUGUAAGUAUAUCGACUGUAACAACGGGGUGUUGGUUAUUCUUGUAUUCUGGAUCAUUUUAAGUUUGUACAUAGAGAACUUGAAAAAUUAAAAUCUGAAACUUUGAAGGACUUCCCUAGCAAACAAGCAAAACAUAUGGAAAAAAAGGGUGUUAGCAUGAUUUCAGCAAUAACGUGACCAAAUCUACGCCAGUGUACCAUUUUCCAAUUUUGGAUAUUCUGUGAUAAUAGUAAUAGUUUUGAUUGUGUA
Tripterygium wilfordii is the source of this 1795-nucleotide messenger RNA. RefSeq names its product zinc finger MYND domain-containing protein 15. Lineage: Eukaryota; Viridiplantae; Streptophyta; Magnoliopsida; Celastrales; Celastraceae. Bases 129 to 1334 code for a protein of 401 amino acids. The transcript is spliced from 13 exons. The record is from RefSeq and is a predicted model, not a curated record.